AUGACGUCUGAGAUAGUCGAGGUCGGUCCACAUGUCGUUGGACGCUCGUGUGUGACAGGUGUUCAUGGUCAGCAGUGCCGGACACGGGUCAGAAUGAGAACCAUCAAGCUAAGACGGACGUAUUUGUGGGCUUUAUUUAUACUGGGAUUGUAUCUCUACGUUCACCUUCUGUACAUCAAAAAUAAAGGGAUGUGGUUCGACUACGAGAACGUUUCAAGUGACAUAUCGUCUAUUCAAAGCUAUCGGCCCGAGGAUAUCGAAGACGACGACACAAUUCUAGUCAACACAUCCUUGGCAGAUGACCUUUCGAAAAAGGUCAAAGUCUUCUGUUUCAUCGCUACAACGACGUCAAAUUUAUUGACAAAAGCGAAGGCUGUGAACGAUACGUGGGGCAAACGUUGUGAUAAAAUUCUAUUCGUGACGUCAUCACCGUCAAAAUUGUCCAUGACGAUUUCGUUUAACAUCGAGGACUCCAGAAGUCAUUUAACAGGAAAGACGAUGUCGAUGAUUCAUUACAUCUAUCGUUAUCAUCUAGACGAAUACCAGUGGUUUAUGAAGGCUGAUGAUGACACGUUUGUUGUGAUGGAAAAUCUCAAACUUUUGUUGUCAAAAUGCGACCACCAAAAACCUAUUUAUCUUGGCCAUCAUUUUAAAGUACAUUUAAAACAGGGUUAUAUGAGUGGCGGUGCUGGUUACGUCAUGAGCCAGUCGGCACUGCGCAUGAUCGUGGAAGACGGCCUACAGAAAGAUCUUUGUCCCCGUGAUGGUAAUGAUGAAGAUGUGGAUGUUGGGAGAUGUUUGGAAACUGUGGGCGUUCAGCCAUAUAAAACCACGGAUAAAUUCGGUCGGGAGACAUUUCAUGCCUUUAGUAUACUUAAUUAUAUUAUAGGACCAGUCCCUGUGUAUCUGUUGCAGUAUCCACAUAAGCCGGCACGGGCGGGAAAGAAUUGUUGCAGCCAACUGCCGAUCACGUUUCACUACACAUCACCACGUAUGAUGUAUAUAACGGAAUAUUUCCUCUAUCGGACCGCGGUCUACGGGAGACAACUCGCCACAAUUGAUAGUGACUUUUUUAAAGAAGAAGUCUCCCGCCUUGACAAGGACCCGGGUUCGGUUUUUGUACCCUACGGGCCUCAUGGAAUCUCAUUGGUGGAUUCUAAACCAAAGAAACAAAAUGGCGGAUGA
Molecule: messenger RNA, 1185 nt
Organism: Ylistrum balloti
Lineage: Eukaryota; Metazoa; Mollusca; Bivalvia; Pectinida; Pectinidae
Product: glycoprotein-N-acetylgalactosamine 3-beta-galactosyltransferase 1-like
Exons: 4
Coding region: 1-1185 (394 amino acids)
Cellular component (GO): membrane
Molecular function (GO): N-acetylgalactosaminide beta-1,3-galactosyltransferase activity
Source: RefSeq, a predicted model, not a curated record